Messenger RNA from Sorex araneus (European shrew), 680 nucleotides. RefSeq names its product presenilin enhancer, gamma-secretase subunit (gene PSENEN). The coding region runs from base 234 to 539 and encodes 101 amino acids. NCBI's taxonomy places the organism in Eukaryota, Metazoa, Chordata, Mammalia, Eulipotyphla, Soricidae. Gene Ontology annotation, cellular component: gamma-secretase complex. The transcript is spliced from 4 exons. Gene Ontology annotation, biological process: Notch receptor processing. The record is from RefSeq and is a predicted model, not a curated record.
GCGCUGGGUCGGAGGGCGCAUGCGCGCACCGCCGCCGCGCCACCAAGACUACAAAGCCCAGAGCGUCUUGCGGCAUCUCACGCAAACGUCUGCAGCUGGCUGUGGCCGGGGCAGCCAAGCCGGAGGAAGUGGCUGCCGAGGGCGUGGUUGUUCGCGAGCCUUGCGUCUGUCACUUGGGAUCGAGGUUGGGUCUGGCCCAGCCAGCCCCUCGGACCACCUAGCCCCGCGCAACGAUGAAUUUGGAGCGGGUAUCCAACGAGGAGAAGUUGAAUCUGUGCCGGAAGUACUAUCUGGGUGGCUUUGCUUUCCUACCUUUUCUCUGGUUGGUAAAUAUCUUCUGGUUCUUUCGAGAGGCCUUCAUUGUCCCCGCAUACACCGAACAGAGCCAAAUCAAAGGCUAUGUCUGUCGCUCAGCUGUGGGGUUCCUCUUCUGGGUGAUUGUACUCACUACCUGGAUCACCAUCUUCCAGAUCUACCGGCCCCGUUGGGGUGCCCUUGGGGACUACCUCUCCUUCACCAUACCCCUGGGCACCCCUUGACAGCUUCUGUACAAUCCUGAGGACCUGCUCAUUCUCCCAGAAUGGGCUCCGAUGUUCUAAACCCAGUCUCAGCCCCUAAAGACUUUUCCCCUCCCUGUGUACUCUGCUGACCUCCCUUAAUAAAGGACUCUAAUUCUCCUA